Messenger RNA from Opisthorchis viverrini, 825 nucleotides. RefSeq lists its product as hypothetical. The record is from RefSeq and is a predicted model, not a curated record. The coding region runs from base 1 to 825 and encodes 274 amino acids. The transcript has 7 exons. Lineage: Eukaryota; Metazoa; Platyhelminthes; Trematoda; Opisthorchiida; Opisthorchiidae.
AUGAUCUGGCAGUCGCUGCUAUGCCUCAUUUUAUAUCUUUCCCAGCAUCCCGUCAGAUGUUUUCCGCCCAGUUCGCUGAUACACUAUUGGACAGGGAGCAAAACUCUCAUAUGCAUCUUGUUUACAAAAUUGAAUAUCCAUGUUCUCCUUGAACGCAUCUUGCUGAACUUCCCUGGAUAUUCAUUCACUGUUGCUCAGAUGCAAGCAAAUGCGACUCCACAUAUUCCCAGUGCAUAUCCAAUAGCCGUGCCGGGGUUCGAACUACGCUCAAGUACGAAAACGUUGGCCCGUUCAGACGUGAGAAUUCAGAUGCGUCCAAAUUGCGCUGGUGGAAUAGUGUUAACACGUUCACCUCACAGGUCAGGUGACCGGAGUCCAAACCCCGGCAUGGCCAUUGGGUAUGCACUGCUGAUGAGCUGUAACAAGAGAGAAACUCGAGUCCAGUGCUCCCCCCUUUGGUGUUCUAGUGUGGUUCCGGCCAAACAAGUAUUAUGGAACGGUCGUCAUUCGUUUGAUCUAUUGAAACGAAGUGGGUAUAAUCUGGAUGGCAUGGAUCCGGAUGAAUUUUACGAAAAAAUCCUCCCCAAAAAUGAGUUCAUCGACCUUUGCAAAUCGCAUACACACCAAAGGGAAGCACUGGGCUCAAGUUUCCCUCCUAUUAGAGCUCAUCAUCAUCAUCAUCCAAUGGCCGUGCNGGAUUUGAACCCCGGACAUCUGACAUGCGAGGCGAGCGUGCGAACGUGCUCAUACUUGAGCGAUGUGAUUGGUGUGCCUGACUCAUCGAACGACGACCCAGGAACUGCCUUGGUUGUGACGAUCGAUUAA